Molecule: messenger RNA, 333 nt
Organism: Rasamsonia emersonii CBS 393.64
Lineage: Eukaryota; Fungi; Ascomycota; Eurotiomycetes; Eurotiales; Trichocomaceae
Exons: 1
Source: RefSeq, a predicted model, not a curated record
GACGAUUCUGAUAGAUGCAUUCCAGAACCUCUUCGGAUGCGCUAUCGAUCUCUGUUCACGUCCUUUUUCUAUUAUUGGCCGGACAAAACUCCAGGCACCAGGCACGAAGGAAUCCUAGAUGACUACUCCGUAUUUACUCGUCAGAAAGAACGUGAACAAGUGACUCCUAGCUCUGGGCAGGUCGAGCAGAAUGGCACGACCACCCAUGCUUCAUGCCUCUCGGCCGAUGAGGCUGGACUGGGUAUCACGGGAUCUCCAUGUGGCAGACCCAUCCAUCGCAGACUCGCUAGAUGGGCAGCCUCGAUCACGCAGAAGCAAGAAAGCCACCACUAG